GAAACGCACCACAACGCAAGCUGACCAUCUCAGAGUUUAACUGAAGUUGCCAUUCUCUCCAGUCUCAGUCCCUGGGAAAAAAAAAGGGAAAAAAAAAUAUGGCAGCCGCUUCCAAGUCCCCGAUCUUGUUCCUAUUUGCUGUCUUCCUUGUUGUCUCAUUCUCAAACGUGGAGGUUGGAAUGGCGGCUCGCCAGCUUCUCCAGCUGCCGAAUCUGCCUCCACUCCCGGUUUCAGUUCCAGCCGCCGCUGGCGUUCCGGUUUCAAUUCCGGUUUCAAUUCCGGUUUCAGUUGCAGUUCCAUCCGGAGUUACACUUCCGAUUUCAGUUCCAGGCGUAGCCGGGGUUCCCAAAGUCGCUGGCGUUCCGGUUUAAGUUCCCUGACUUCCAUCCGCAGCUAUGGUUACACCAUCGCCAGGAAACUAAUUAAAGAAUAUGUUACCGAGCUACUGGAAAAUGGAGAUGGAGAUGUACGAAUGAAUGUUAUGUGUUGCUUUUGUUGUUAUAUUGUCAUUCGGGUACUGCUAAGUGGUUCCUAUAUGUAAUUCCUCGAUAUAAAGUAAAGGCUUAGAC
Messenger RNA from Linum trigynum, 569 nucleotides. The record is from the annotation of a GenBank genome assembly. NCBI's taxonomy places the organism in Eukaryota, Viridiplantae, Streptophyta, Magnoliopsida, Malpighiales, Linaceae.